AUGGCAAGCUCUCAAAAGCAUUGGCCAGCAGUGGCAGCACCAUCACUCCCAACACAGGCAAACAUCUCAGCCAAGCCCCAGCAACCACGGAGGCCAGUUGUUCCUCCCAAGGGGCCACCAGUUGGAAGAAACUACAUACAGACAGUAAUGCCUGGAGCUGGUGGAACUGGAUUCAGAGUUGUGCCAGAAGGAAGAAGUAAGGCUGACAAUUGGGGCCAGAGGCAGCCAGUGCAGAAGGCAGCAAACCCAAUGGGGGAAUCGACAUCUUGCAAGGCCAUCAGUUCCACAGAAUCGUGGAAGCACAGAGAAGGAAAGAACGUGCCACCUCAGUCAUCGUUGCGAAACCAUGGGGUUGACAUGCAUAGAUCGUUGAGCAUCGAAGAUGGGGAAGAUCUCAGCGGACAUCUGGACUGCAAUGGGCCAUACGAGGCACUGCAGUCUGGUGGUUCGGGCCGGGUGACAUCUAUUGAUCUUGGACCUCGGGCUGCUAACCCCAGCAUGCGCUACAAGGCUGAGCUCAUGCAGCGCCUCCCAAAUGGUGCAACUGUCAAGUCAGAGGGUUGGGGCCCAUCCAAAAGUGCUGCUAAACAGGCUGCCAUUGCAGAGUCACUGAAGCGCCGCCCAGCCGCUGGCGGAAAUCUACAGCCGCCUCGUGGAAACACUGCAGUUGAUGAUAGAAUGAGGGACAGAGAUAGAGACAAACGGGGCUCCCGCAGGGACCCAUCCCCGCCGCAACCUGUGAAACGGACAAGGCAUGGGCACACAAGACCCAUAGAUCGUGAUUCUGCUUCUACCUGGGGUUCAAGGGGGAACAACUAUGGGCAGGCAUCACUGACUGGCUAUGUUGCACAGCUGGCCGAUGGUCUUGAUGAUGCUGAUGAAGAGAUGCCACUCGCAGAUGAUGACGAUGAAGAGGAAGAGGGCGAAAUCAAAUGA
Molecule: messenger RNA, 936 nt
Organism: Ostreobium quekettii
Lineage: Eukaryota; Viridiplantae; Chlorophyta; Ulvophyceae; Bryopsidales; Ostreobiaceae
Source: the annotation of a GenBank genome assembly